Messenger RNA from Leptopilina boulardi, 421 nucleotides. RefSeq lists its product as uncharacterized. The transcript is spliced from 2 exons. NCBI's taxonomy places the organism in Eukaryota, Metazoa, Arthropoda, Insecta, Hymenoptera, Figitidae. The record is from RefSeq and is a predicted model, not a curated record. Bases 23 to 379 code for a protein of 118 amino acids.
CCUCCCUCUCUCUCUUUCCAAUAUGGUGGGAGAGAGCGAAGAAGCUGCUGCCGCUGAGGAGAAGGCGUGCAAGCCGCCGCCAAUCACAGCGCCUCCUGAGACGACACGCCCUCUCGACUGGACUGAGCUAUCCGACUCCGAGGUGGAAGUGGUAAACCCCCAACCCAAGGAAGGCCAGGUCGCCGGUCCCGGAGCUGUGCUCCCAAAAGGCCUACCAGAACAUCGGUGGGUGGAGCUUAGCUCGGGAGAUGGAACCUCCACGAGGUCCCCGCUGGGUACUUUGUUUCCCUUCUCCCGCUCAAGAUUCUCGAAUCUUGCACGGGCGAAGGGAAACAUUGCUAACCGUCUCCUCCCGCAAGGGCACCCGGUCUUCUUUUAACGCCGCUUUGGUUCCUACGGACCUUAUAGCGGCAGUUUUUCC